AUGGUAAAAUUAUCUUUCGAAUCCUUUAAUGAAAAUUCAAAGGCACUUCCAUCCAAUUGUAAAAUAUGUGGAGUACCUGCUCGUUACUCAUCAUUCAAAUGUGAUUUUGAUGGUCAAUGUGAAAUCAAUAUUAAUAAUCGUCGUGUAUGCACUUCAUGUCGAUUAGAGAAAUGUUUUCGAAGUGGAAUGAGUAUGAAAUUGUUUCGAUCGCCUUAUUCAAAAAGAAUAAAUAAAAAAUCUCUAUCAACAUCAACAGAUCUAAUCAAAAUAGUCAAUCAAACUCAAAUACAGAUGUUGCCAACAUUAAAUCUUUUGCAAUCGGACAUAUCAACAUUGACUAAUGAUCAAUGGACCCUUCUAUCAAAUUUGGUUCAUAGUUAUGAUGAACGGAAGACGAGUUCGAUCUGUCGACGUAUGAUUUAA
Molecule: messenger RNA, 423 nt
Organism: Rotaria sordida
Lineage: Eukaryota; Metazoa; Rotifera; Eurotatoria; Philodinida; Philodinidae
Source: the annotation of a GenBank genome assembly